Messenger RNA from Metarhizium album ARSEF 1941, 1725 nucleotides. RefSeq names its product Homeodomain-like protein. Gene Ontology annotation, molecular function: RNA polymerase I general transcription initiation factor activity; rDNA binding. NCBI's taxonomy places the organism in Eukaryota, Fungi, Ascomycota, Sordariomycetes, Hypocreales, Clavicipitaceae. Gene Ontology annotation, biological process: nucleolar large rRNA transcription by RNA polymerase I; transcription initiation at RNA polymerase I promoter. The coding region runs from base 1 to 1725 and encodes 574 amino acids. The transcript has a single exon. The record is from RefSeq and is a predicted model, not a curated record. Gene Ontology annotation, cellular component: RNA polymerase I upstream activating factor complex.
AUGGACUCUGACGAGGAGCGCUCCGUUCAUGAGGAACGUGUCGGUGACCACGAUUCAGAUGCUGCGACCUCGCAUUUCAGGGGAAGUCCUGGCAAUCACUCGGCAGCGGAUCAAAGUGAUGGAGAGAGCUCCUAUGCUCCAAGCGACCAAUCCGUCGACAUCAACGCCAACCAUAGCGCAUCCGGUAUUGACGACUAUCCUGCUAGCAGCUCGCCAUUGAAACGUCCAGCUGAACAAGCCUCCACCGACCUGCCAUUCAAGAGACGAAAAGGUGUCGUGAAUGCCGGGUACCUAGAUCUUCUCAAUCGCGAGAUUGACGACGCCGCACAUCGGGUCUGUUUGGAGGAGAAUGUUGACUUGCCCGGUUCUCAAAUUGGACUCACCUCCUGGUCUACCGUUGAAAAACAGCAGUUUUUCGAGGCCGUAUCACGACUGGGAAAAUACGAUUUGCCUGGAAUCGCAAGUAGAAUAGGGAGCAAAAGUGUAGUAGAGGUCAAGCAGUACGUCGACUUAUUUCAAGCAGCCAAAGAUGGCAGGCAGUGCUGGAACCGUCGAUCCUACCUGGAACCAGCCGAAUAUCCAGCCGCCGUUGAGAUCAGUCAACAGUGCUGCCAUGCUCAAGAAGAGGCAGCCGAUUCAAUUUCAGUCUGCCAAGAGCAGAGAGAGAAACAACGAGAGGCGCUCAAAUGGGGACAGAACUGGCAUGUUACUUCUUCUCUAGCCAGGAGAUUAAAUCACCGCGGCGGGGACGGGGAUCCUACAUCUGAGGCGACGUUGAAAUUCUCCCAGCUGUUUCAUUUAUCUAACUGGUUAAAGUUGUCGGAGCGCUUCUUUAUGAACUCAUCGAUUCCUGGCAACAACUGGAACUACAUCGACGUCAAACGCCCCUCGAUGUGGGCCACGGCAUUCGACGACUUUCAUUCACUUGCUGUUUCUGUCACCAGGCGGCUCGUCCAGACAACUCUGUUCAUUAGCAUGUCGAGAAUCAAGACGAAGAAGGAGCUUAUUCCUACCACUCGGGAUAUUGUCCGGACCAAGGAUGUUGAAGCUGCAAUUGCUUCGCUCGCCAUGCCACAUGACUCAAAAUCGAGGUGGAUUGAAAGCGCGAGAAGAUUACGACUGGACGUAUAUGACGAGCCCCCAGAUAAGGAUGACGACGACCCUCAAGAGGAGCCGAUGACGUAUGAAGAGGUUGAAGCUAUACUCUCCGGGAUUGAUGAUGAUAGCAAUGAAACUCCAGCUCCAAGCAAUGCCAUAUUUGUACAUGGGGCCGGGCUUGAUGAGGGUGUGGAGGAGGACGAUGAAGAUGACGAUUGCGACCCAGUCAUUGAUUCGGAAACAGGUAUCCGACCAGAAGCUGGUAUCGAUGAUGGAAAAUACGAGAUUGCGCAGGAAGCUAAUGAAAUCCUGAUCUACUCGGCCCCAGAGCUCAAAGAUAUCCAAACCGCAAAACAAGCGCUUGUAUUGCGCAUCACAACGGAAAGGCAACAGGAAGCGCAGGCGGACCUUCACGACGAGUAUGCUAGCUAUCAAGCAGAAACUGAGAUGUGGAAUAUCUUGCAGGAGAAGCCGCCCAUGGAGCUGCCUAAAGUGCAGGAUCCCGGUCGUGUACAUAGAUCGAAUCUGGAUGUGGAGAAUGUCUAUCGCCUCGGGGGAGAUUGGGCUUCCAAGCUGGAAUAUUAUGGGGAGUGGGAAACGCUGGAUGGUAGGAGGCAUGAGGAAUAA